AAGAUCAAGUCCGUUAGGGUCAAGCGAAAUGUCUGGUUCAUCAACCCCGCAUCAACGAAAGAAAAAGCGUCAGUUUGUGAAAAAAGCUAUAACAAAGAACAGAAUUACUAACAAAUUGAACUGGCUAGAUGAAAAAAGGAAGGUUCUUGUCAAUUCAGGCAAAGCUCAUACAUCUCGAUCCGGGAAACAUCAAAUGGCUAAACAAAUAAAGGGUCCAGCUUACUGUCGAUUAAAAUGUUUUGAAAAGUUUGAUAUGGUAGCUCGCCAAAAUAUUUUCAAAACCUUUUGGAAUCUAGGUGACCAUUCUCAGCAGUGGUCUUUUAUUGCGUCACAUGUGAAAGAAAUACGAAAAAAACAAUGGACACAGGAUUCCAAGAGGUUAAAUGUUUAUAAGCUUUUUUUGCCGCUUUCUUCUGAUGUUGGCCACAAACAGAAGAUUAUGGUAUGCAAAACCAUGUUUAAAAAUACGUUUUCUAUAAGUAACACUUUUAUACAAUCUGCCAUCGACAAACAUGAUAAAAAUACGGGUAUUUGUACCAAAGACAUGAGAGGCUUUCAUUCAAAUCAUCCAAUUAUUUUAAAUACUGCAAUGAAAGAAAAUGUAAUUAAACAUGUUCAAAGUUUUGCUCCUAUAGAAAGUCAUUACACGCGCAAAGACUCAAAUAAACAGUAUUUAGAUAGUGAAUUGACUUUUAAAAAAAUGUACAAGUUGUAUACUGAAUGGUGUAAAGAGCAGAAUAUAACUGAAAAUAUAGCUUCUUCUGUAAGACAAUACAAAGAUAUAAUAAAUAAAGAACUAAAUAUAGCAUUCCACGUUCCUAAAAAAGACCAGUGUGAUCUGUGUCAUGCAAUGAAAAACAGCACCUCACCUACCAAUGAUGACAAACUGAAGCAUAAGUCACACUUGGAUAACAAAAAACUUGCCAGGGAACUGAAAAACAUUGAUAAAAUUGAAGCUCAAUCGAAUACUUCUGAUAUUUGCACAGCGAUGUUUGACUUUCAAAAAAUUAAUAAUACUCCACAUGGCGAAAUCAGUGUGCUGUAUUAUAAAAGAAAAUUAUCAGUAUAUAAUUUUACAGUUUUUGAUGCUGGGUUAAAGGAAGCCACGUGUUAUAUGUGGGAUGAAACUGUUGCGAAACGUGGCGCCAAUGAAGUGGCUAGCUGUUUAUUUUCUUUCAUUAACAACAAGGUUAAUGCUGGUGUCAAAGAUUUUAGAUUCUGGUCAGACAACUGUGCUGGUCAGAAUCGCAAUCGCAUUGUUUUUUUUAUGUACUUGUAUGUAAGCAAUAAAUUUAAGGUAGAUGUGUGCCAUCGAUUCUUGGAAAAGGGCCAUACUCAAAAUGAGGCCGACAGCGUUCACGCAUUAAUUGAACGAACAUCAAAAAAUAAACUUAUUUACAUACCAGAUGAAUGGUACACACUGGUUCGCUGGGCGAAACAGAAUAGUCCAUCUUAUACAGUCGUGGAAGUGAAUCAAGACUUAGUUUUGGAUUUCAAAGCAUGGCUACAUACUAAAAACUGGAUAAAAGAUACAAAUACAGAGAAAAUUUCUUGGAAUAAGAUAAGAGAAGUAAAAGUCUUAGGGGAUAAUCCAGACAUUAUAGAAUUUAAGUAUGAUUUUUUUGAAGAUAAUUAUAGAAAACUGAACUGUAGUAAUAAUUUGAAAUUGACUAGAGGGAGGAAAAAGAAGGAGCAGGAAGUAAUACUAGAGAAAGUUUACAAUAAUCCUAUACCUAUUCCUGAAUUAAAAUACAAAGACUUGAUUAGUUUAUGCGAUACAAUGAUUAUCCCAAAAAAAUAUCAUGACUUCUAUGAAAAGAUUAAGCAUAGUAAGGAUGAACAGGGUAAUGACGAAGAAGACUGAUUAAUGAUUAAUAUUUUUUCUAUAAUAAUGUUAUUUUUAUAAUUUAAGUCAGAGAACGUUUAUAAUAAUUAUUAGGUAUAGUAAAACGAUGAAUCAGUCUGAAUAAAGCUGUGAUUUUAGAGAGAGGGUUAAUUAUCAAUCUUAGACAACUGUGAUUUUUGAUGUUUAGUUCCUACUUUAAUGAGACUACAAGUACCUAUUGUUUAGAUCCUUAGAAGGUUGUUACUUAACAAUAAAUAAUUUUCGAUUAUAAUGUUUGUUUAAUUAUUAAAACACAAUCCUGGUAAUUUUAUAUAAGGACAUGACUUUGUUUACAUUACAAGAAGUAUAAUCUUACCCUGAAUAAAUAAAACCGCGUAUAAAGCGAUAUGUCUUCAGUUAUGUACUUUUUUUGUUCAAGGGUGGCGAAUUUAGCAUGUUUAACAAAUCCGUUACAAUUUAAUAACAUAAUUCUACGUUUUCAGAAAUAUUUUUAUUUAAAUUUAAUUUUACACACUAUUUUUUUCUUUCCUGCGUAUAAAAAGGUAUCUUAGACAUGUCUGACAUACUUUUAUUCUAAUAUCAGCGUAGUAACGGUCAUCUAUCAGUUUUUCUAAGAAAAUAUAAAAGAAGAAAAUAUUUAUAUAUACCAUAAUAAAGUUCCUAAAGCUAAUAAAACAUAACAUAAUUUGUUUUUUCAUAAUUAUAAAUGGAAUUAUUUGUAGAGCGAUUUGAAGAUAGAUUACGCUCUCCUGAAAACCUCGGUUUUCGACAUGUCUUUAUUUACGUAGGGACCGUCGAUAUUGCUGUCUCCCUCUAUUUUCCUCGCUCAGAACUAUUUCUAGUUCUGCGAGCUAAUUCUAUAUUCCAUUGUCAAUGUUCAGGCAAUGUGAUGUUAUUGAAAAUGUUUUAAUAUUGAAAUGUAUGGCUAUAGUACAUCGUCAGCCACACGGUGGUACCUAUGUAUGUCCAAGUAUACAGUUUGUAGUGUAUAUAGUUACCGAUACUUCCUACGUAUAAUUAUAGCGUGAGGAUAGCAUCGAAGACAACCGUCAAGAAACUUCAUCGUACUUCUACCAAAGGUAAAACCUAGUCAAGAUAUUCGAGGGAGUCAAGCACCUCCUGAUGCUAUUUACUCAUUCAGUAUUUCCAAGUAGCUUGUAGCUCCAUGUACAGUAUGACUGCGCGUCUUGUAGCUGUAGCUUCAUGUACAUCUACAUAGUUACAAAUAUUUCUGUACUGUUUCUACAAAUCCAAGGAACAGUAUUGUAUAAAGUUCUAUCGAAGGACAACCGUCAAGAAACGUUUUGUAUCGCCAUUAUAUACGUGGAGCAACAAUAUGUUUAAUAUAUUCCUUUAUACAGUUAUAAAGCAAUCCUCGCUUUGCCUUUGUCUGUGUUGUAAGUGGACAGUAAAUUUUGGAAAUUCAAUGAAUUUUCCCGAUAAGGUACUCAAUCAGUACCUACUUCCAAGUGUGUAGUCUGUCACCUUGUAGACUACUACUUACAAAUAUUUUCCUCUCAUUUGAAAUAUUGUAAGAGAGUUGUAUCGAAGACAACAUAUACAAAGUUGUGUCGAAGACAGUCAAGCAAUGUGCUAGUGACAACCGCGCUUGUUCUAAUGUGUGCGUCGAUAUUUGUCGCGUGAAUUAUAUUGUCUUAAAUCUAAUGAUAAUGAUGAUGAUGAUGUUUUUACUAUAAGGGCUUGUGUCCAAAGGCCUCACGUUUGUUAAAUACUCAAUGUGAUAUAUCAAUACGUAUUAAAUAUUGAACAUUGCAUAGAUUGUUUCCAUUACGUCACGUAAGGUGUCCGAUGAGGUUUACUCAAUCAGUGUUUGUGACUAUGUAGCUUGUAGAUACGAUAUAUUUGUCCAAGUAUUGUCAAAGACAAUUGUCAAGAAACUACAUUUGUUGAACCUUCGGUUUGUCGUUAUCGCCGACCGUGUGUACCGAAGAAAAACCGUCAAGAAACUCGAUUGUAUUUGAAACAUUGUUCAGACGAUAGUAUCAGCUAGGUUGACACCGCUUGUCCAAUAAGACAACCGCAGUGAAUUAAAACUAAAACAUUAUAGCACUGACAGACAAGGGUAAACACAUUCAAGCAUACAUUUGUAUUGAAUACAACCGUCAAGAAACUCCCUUGUCCUCGAUUAUUUAACUAUGAUGUAGUUAUUUUUUUGGGAUUCUAAUCCUCAAAUUAUCGAAGUUAAGCAGAUGUUUGAAAUAACUGUCACCUCUUAGUACCAUUAUGUUCGAACA
Molecule: messenger RNA, 4101 nt
Organism: Spodoptera frugiperda (fall armyworm)
Lineage: Eukaryota; Metazoa; Arthropoda; Insecta; Lepidoptera; Noctuidae
Exons: 3
Coding region: 29-1864 (611 amino acids)
Source: RefSeq, a predicted model, not a curated record